GCGCGGCAGUGCGACCGCAAACGUCACGCGCGCUCCCGCGCUCUGCCCUCCCGACUGACCACAGACAACAAUAAACAAAAAUGAGCCAUUCAUUGUUAACUUUUAUCAAGAAAGUUUUUCCAAUGAAAAUCUCUUCACGCGAUUUAUGACAAGGAAAGUAAUUAUUAAUAAAAUACGACAGAUUUCGAGCGUUACGCUAAUAACUUGGAUUUUCUAAAAUACCACGGAUAGCAGUUUUGUACGAACGGUUACGGAUAAAAGAUGUGUUUUUUAAACGUGCUGCGUUUGCAUGUAUCUCAGAGUCAACGGCAGAAGCGGCUUUACAAGCAGUAUAUGGAGCAAUUGGCGGGGGCGUACGUUGAGAAGUGUACAGAUUUGACGAUGCACUGGGACUCCAUGUAUAAUUACCGUUUGGCCACACCGGAAUGGCGGUAUCCGCUCCCUCGCGAAGACCACUGGGGUGACACAGAUGGCACUCGAUCAUGUUUUACCGAAUCCGACAGUGGGCGAUAUUCAUCCCCCUGUUGUUCGGAGGUGAUUUUCAACGGUGGCCAACAUUUUAGCGGCAAGGGACAUUCAUGUCAUGCUAUAUGUUAUCCUGGAAACUUCGGGAGCGGAAGACUUGCUGUCGAGGGUUGGUGGUGCGGUCGCGCAAUGCCGGGCGGAGGCCGGGCCAACAACGGAGCCCUGGCGCUCCACUACGCGGCCGCGAGGGGCUGUCUUGACUGCGUGCGGCUUUUGGCUAACACUACACCUGAUGUAUCCGCGAACACGGCAAUGGACAAUGACGUCACACCCGUGUACCUAGCUGCACAAGAGGGACAUCUAGCGGUGCUCAAGUACUUGGUGCUGGAGGCUGGAGGGCGGCUGGACGCGAGGGCGCGUGAUGGAAUGCUGCCUAUACACGCGGCGGCGCAGACGGGCUGUUUGGAUUGCGUUAAAUGGAUGAUCGUUGAGCGUGGUGUCGACCCGAAUGCCAGAGACGGGGAUGGCGCGACUCCACUGCAUUUUGCAGCAUCACGAGGGCAUCUGGCGACGGUUCGCUGGCUGUUACGGCAUGGCGCCAGGCUGCAUUUGGACAGGCAUGGGAAGAGUCCCAUCAACGAUGCAGCUGAGAAUCACCACUUAGAGUGUUUGAACGUACUGGUGGCUGCGGGUGCGGCUGGAGAGAACAAGCAACUGUCUUCGUAUAAAGCAGUGCAUGCCUGCGCCUGCACACCUGGAGAAGCACGUUGCGCCUUAACCGGUUGCGUGAACGCGAACUCCCGCUCCCCCUUCUUCCUGCACGGGCCUGAGCGCGAGAGGAGCUCCCCCCGCGAGAGGAGGGGCUCCGUGUCCACGGUGGGCUCGGUCGGCUCGGCGCGCUCGGGGCCCGCGGACGGCCUCUACGUGAACCCCAUGCAGAGGGCGGCGCACCACGCGUCUUCCGGAGAGGAGAGUUCAGAUCACACAAGCAAGCAUUCCACAGCGUGCUCCGCGUCGGACGCGGACACGGCGUCCGGCUGGUUCCUGCACGGGUCCAGCGGCGGUGGGGCCCCGGCCGCGCUGUAUCAGCGGGUCCGGGACCUGUUUCAUGCACGAUCGCCGGGGCCCCGGGGGCCCGCUGAGGGUCAGGAGGCGCCUACUGUUACAGUAAAAGCUGAGAUCCACGGCGUAAAGGAAGUGACGCCGGUCCAAGAGCAAUCAGACAGCGACAGCGGAGCGGAGGCGACGCGACGCGACCACCACUAUGAGGAUAUAUAUCUUGCGAGAGAAGAACAUCAGAGGAGGAGGAGUAGUUCCCGGGACUCCGGCAGCCACAGCCGGCCGGGCAGCGCGGCGCUCGUUGUUGAUUACGAUACUAAAGAUAAUGACACAUCGAGCAAAAACUACGAAGAGGUAUCACCACCGCCGUCGGAGACGCAUACGAAAUCAACUAUCGCCACCAAACUCGCUGCGCUCACGCAUAAAGCGCAGAACUUUGUAAGUAGCGUUUCAGGGGGGAGGCGCGACUCGUCCGCAGACGACGAGCGACCGCGCGGGCCGAACCUCGUGAACAAGCAACCGGCGCUGCCGUUCGUGCCACCCGCGUUCCCGCACAACGCGCCGGACCGGCUCAUCAAACCCUCGGAGUAUUUGAAGACAAUCACGGCGCCCUGCAAGCGGGACGACAGCGCGGCGGAGGCCCGGCCGCCCGCGCCCCCGCCCGCGCCCGAGCCCAUCCCCCCGCCGCCGCCGCAGCCCCCGCUGGCCCACCAGCCUCUGGCGGCCAUCAGCAGCGCGGAGCUGACGGCCGUGCGCCUGAAGACGACGGUCACCAAAACCCUCUCGGCGCCGCCCACCCGCUCCGUCAGCCUGCAGUGCUUGCCGAGCGCGGCGGAGAUAUACAAAAACGCGAAGACAGACCUAAUAGAGGAGCUGAAGAUGUCCAAGGAUAUCACGGGGAUCAAGAAGCUGAAGGUGGAACGCGCCAGGCGUGAGAGCCUGCAGGACAAGGAGACGUUUACGGAAUUCACAAAGCGGUUCACGGCCGACAACUUUGUUGAUCAGGUCCCUGAGCGCGACGCGGCUGGCAACGUGAUACCGGCGUGGAAGCGGCAGAUGUUGGCGCGGAGAGCCGCGGAAAAGGCGCGGAGAGAUCUGGAGAGAGAGCUCGCGGGCGAGGCAGAGAGACGGAGAGCCGCCGCCGUGCCCGCGUGGAAGAGGCAGCUGUUGGCGCGGAGGGAGGAGGCGGAGAAUAGAUUGCGACAAUCACUAUACACACCGAAAGUGGAGGACAGCAACUGCGUGACAGAGCGAGAGAGGGAGAGGGAGCGCGAGCGAGAGAGAGAGGGAUGGCGAGCCCUCGGCGGCGGACGCGCAGUUUCUAUAGACAAUAUCACGUUGUGCUAUGACGCGCCGCCGCCGCCUGCGCGCGCACCCUCGGAGAUGAAGCUCUCUACAGAACAUUGUAAUGGACACGCAACAACGAACGGCAAACACGACGUCGAGGAAGAAAGCGCAAAAAUAAUCCCGUGGAGAGCUCAACUGCGCAAAACUAACAGCAAACUCAACUUACUCGAAUAGCUGUAAUGCUUUUGUUAGUGUUUUAUUAUUAGCCUAAAGGAAACUAGAAUAUAUUUUCGGUUCUAGAAGGUUGUAUGUCGUCGACAUUUAAAACGCUUAGAUAUUCCAAACGAAGGCGGAGUAGACAGAGCGUGAAGGAAUGAAGGAAUUAGAAAUUUAUUGAAAUAUAUUUAAUAUACGAAUUACAGUACUGGAAUACUUACGAAAAAGUUUAUUACAGAAUGAAAAAAAAAAAGAUUUAAGUUUCGUUUUAAUAAAAGCUCAUUUACAAAAGAAUUUAAUAAUGUAUUCAUGAAUUAGGUGUGUAGCGAAGAUAUUGUUCGAAACUGGUGCUCAUAGUAUGUAAUAAAAGAUAUUUAUGUGAAUGCUCACAAUAUUUUAAGUGCUUAACAAAGUAUGUUAUCAAUUUUUCUGAACACAUAAGAUCUGAAAUACACUAUUUUUGUUUGUUUAAAUAUAGGAAAAAUAACUCAAAAAAUAUCAAUAAUUUUGUCUUAUUUUUAUACCUUGGACAAUCUAAGGCGUAAAAAUUUCAACUGUCCAUUUUGUUUUCGUAUUUUCUAUCGAUUAGGUAGCUAGCUAUAUGUAGCGUUAACAAAGCAAUGUAAAAAUGUACUUAC
Molecule: messenger RNA, 3665 nt
Organism: Zerene cesonia (dogface butterfly)
Lineage: Eukaryota; Metazoa; Arthropoda; Insecta; Lepidoptera; Pieridae
Gene: f
Product: espin
Exons: 14
Coding region: 262-3045 (927 amino acids)
Biological process (GO): actin filament bundle assembly
Cellular component (GO): cytoplasm
Molecular function (GO): actin filament binding
Source: RefSeq, a predicted model, not a curated record